Messenger RNA from Pelodiscus sinensis (Chinese soft-shelled turtle), 984 nucleotides. Lineage: Eukaryota; Metazoa; Chordata; Testudines; Trionychidae. The record is from RefSeq and is a predicted model, not a curated record.
AGAUUACUUAGAAUUCUCUUCCUACCUUCCAUCACAUUAUCAUUUUGAAAUCAGGAGGUUAUCUACAGACUGAUGAAGAAUGCAGAAAAAAAAGAUAUCAGCAGUUUGUCCUUGAAUUCUCUCCUUUUAAAUUUUUAAUCAUUGAUCAGUUGUUAAAAACACCCCAAACAAGUUAAUUGCAUUGCAUUCUCCAAAACCACAUCAUUACUUUUGCCAAAGGUUUGGCCUUUCCAUUCCAUUAAUUAUCUGCCUUACUGUACGCCCCCAAAGGAAGACUCUGUUCUGGUUGGUAUUUGGUUUACAAAUUAAGUUCUCAACCAAAAUAACAGAUUCCUCUUAAAUUUCCCUGGUGUCUGAUUGGCUGGGAAUUGAGACACCACCUCUCUUGGAAUGCAUAAAUAGAAAGCAAAGUAUUUUACACUCUUCAUUGCAAUCACAACUCUGGUGAUGAAGAUGAAGAUGCUCAUAGUCAUCACAAUCAUUGUUGCUGCCUUGAUUCCAUCUGUUACUGCAGGACCAUGGGGACAGGUAUGUGAAGGGAAUCCUACAAACGAAAUAAGAGGCUGUGAUGACUUUGGCUGUGGAUAUUAUACUGCUCCAAGACAGCAAGGCAGUAGAAUGCACCUAGGGGUGGAUGUUACAUGCCAAGAUGGCUCAGCAGUGUAUGCUCCCUUCACUGGCAUGAUUGACAGACGACACAACCCCGAUGGUCCGAAAUCUAUCAUUAAGAAUGGUCUCCGACUUCGUGGAUCUGGUUUCUGUGUUAAUAUGUUCUUCGUCAAACCUGUUACAUACAGAGGGUGGUUCAAAAAAGGGGAAAAAAUUGCAGAUAUGCUGCCAAUGCAAGAAGUACAUCCUGGAAUAAUAUCUUACGUUCACAUCCAGAACUGUGACUUCGCCAAUAUCACUCACUACUUAUAAAUGGAAAUGUAUAUUGAAUGUAAAUGUACAAGAUCCCAAAUAAAAUCAUCUGAGUGAACAAAA